Racocetra fulgida is the source of this 205-nucleotide messenger RNA. The record is from the annotation of a GenBank genome assembly. NCBI's taxonomy places the organism in Eukaryota, Fungi, Glomeromycota, Glomeromycetes, Diversisporales, Gigasporaceae.
GCGGAAAAUGAUUGUAAGGAACCUUAUGAUUAUGCUUCUUUGUUUGAGGGCCAAGAAAGAUGUCCCCAUGUUGAUAAUCGAUAUACAUAUUUAAAUAUUACGGUUAGUACUUCUCAGAACGUACAAGCAAUUGGCAAAUUGGUAUUUAAUGAUGACAAUGGCCACCAUGAACAAAUUUUAGGCACACCUUUAUUGGUUUAUACUA